Purpureocillium takamizusanense is the source of this 1294-nucleotide messenger RNA. RefSeq lists its product as uncharacterized. The transcript has 2 exons. The record is from RefSeq and is a predicted model, not a curated record. Gene Ontology annotation, molecular function: delta(3,5)-delta(2,4)-dienoyl-CoA isomerase activity. NCBI's taxonomy places the organism in Eukaryota, Fungi, Ascomycota, Sordariomycetes, Hypocreales, Ophiocordycipitaceae. Bases 330 to 1202 code for a protein of 290 amino acids. Gene Ontology annotation, cellular component: mitochondrion.
CAAAACUUGUCGAAUUUCACCACGGUCGAAGCCUCCUCAAGUCAACCGAUCCAGCGCAUCAACAUACCCCUCCGCUGUGCAUAUACAGGUCGAGGAGAAGAAGAAGUCGGCGACCGGUUUGGACGACUUCUAGGUGGCCGAACCCGGAGUACUUGGUGCAGUGCAAUCAGCAGCAGCAGCAACUGGAGCAAGUCGCCGAUAAACGGUAGCAGCGAUAGUGGCAGGAAGUUGCCUACAGGAAUAACGACGAGGGCGACGACUGCGACAAGACAGACGGACAGACAGACGGGGAAAUCGGACAAGCAGACAAGCAGGAAACGACACGAAAGAUGGCUGCUGCCGCCGCCGUUCUCGACGGCUACGCCCAGUACGAGCACUUCCUCGUCACGUCGCCGCACCCGUACGUGGCGCACGUCGAGAUCAACCGGCCGCGCAAGCUCAAUGCGUUCGCGCGGCCGCAGUGGCUCGAGUUCGGGGCCGUGUUCCGGCAGCUGAGCGGGGACGCGUCGGUGCGGGCCGUGGUGCUGUCCGGGGCCGGGGACAGGGCCUUUACGGCCGGGCUGGACGUGCAGGCGGCGAGCCAGGAGGGGCCGCUGUCCGGGGCUGGCGACGACGGCGACCUGGACGCGGCACGCAAGGCCAGGGCGCUGAGGCCGCACAUUGAGGAGUUUCAGUCGUGCAUCUCGGAGAUGGAGAGGUGCGAGAAGCCCGUCAUUUGUGUCCUCCACGGCAUCUCCAUCGGCUUGGCCAUCGACAUCUCGUGCUGCGCAGACGUGCGUAUCUGCUCCGCCGACGCGCGCCUCGCCGUCAAGGAGGUGGACGUGGGCCUGGCGGCGGACAUCGGCACGCUGGCGCGCCUGCCCAAGAUCGUGGGCUCGACGUCCUGGGUCAAGGACGUGUGCCUGUCGGCGCGGGACUUCAGCGCGCAGGAGGCGCUGGCGCAGGGCUUCGUGAGCCAGGUGCACGCGGACAAGGCGGCGGCGGUCGCGGCGGCGACGGGCAUGGCGCGGACGCUGGCCGGCAAGAGCCCCGUCGCGGUGCAGGGCACCAAGGAGCUGCUCAAUUACGGGCGCGAGCACAGCACGGCCGACAGCCUGCGGUACACGACGGUGUGGAACUCGGUUGCGCUGCAGGCGCAGGACCUGCCGGCUGCCAUGACCAGCGCCUUUACCAAGAAGAGGCCAACGUUUGAGAAGCUGUGAGAUGUGCGUGGGGAAGAUGGCUGUACGCUGUACAUAGGGGAUGGGUAUUUUCGCGGCAGCACGUGUCGGUGCAUAUAUAUAACUGUUGUUGG